CCGGUACAGGAGUUAAUGUUUUCUGGGACCUACUUCUUCUCCUGCUGUCGCUGACAGGCGGUGCUUCGGUCGCUCCCAAACAUGGCCUCCAUGACGGAGCGACCGCUUCAACUUUAAUUUUUCGCCUAUUUUUCAGAGCAAAACCGUGUUUUUUUCCUUCCACGAGCACCGGGAAUGUUUCUUGGGAACGUACCAUCAUGGCAGACGUGUGAAACAGAUGUUAUCUGUCGGAGAAGUUCGCUGUUGGCUGUAAACUGAUCGCUCGAAGUUGGCUGGAAAGCUGGAGAGGAAAAAGAGAAUUGCAUCAAAUCAAAUGCCAUCUGAGGCUCAGUCCCAGGAGCCUCGGGACAGAGGACCGGCCCCUCCCGUCACUCGGGCCGGACGCAGCGCUCAGCUGGCCAAAGCCGCCGCUACAAGCCCCGCCCCCGAGAGGCGGUCUCGUGGGCGACCUCGGAAAGAUGGGAGCAGCAGCCGCUCUGUGCCUCCCACCCCUCCUCCUCCUCCUCCUCCUCCUCCUCCGCCACCUCCUCCCAAAUCAAGGAAGAAGGGGCGGAGUCGAGGCCGGGCCCAGGUAGAGGAUGAAGAGAGCAUGGACGCCACGGAGAAGAAAACCCCCCAAAAGACAGAGGUGAAGGAGAAGACAACAGGACGCCGUCGCUCCACCUCCAGGAGAAAAACGAACGCAAACCCUGAACCCGACCCUGACCCUGACCCUGACCCCAACCAGAACCCUGACCCUGAUCCCCCUCGGCCUGACCCCACGGUCUCAGCGUCAAGCCCAGAACCAGCUCCCAGUGCUGAGGAGGAGGACAGGACCAGCCCUGCUCCUGCUGCUCCUCUCCCAGCCACCAGUCCUGGAGAUAAACCUCGAGUCAGUUCCCCAUCCCCAUCCCCUGCCUCCAGCCCCAGACCUGCCCCUGCUCCUGAUCCCGAUCCUGAUCCUGAUCCUGAUCCUGUGGAGGAGGACCGACCCAGCCCGAGCCACAGCCCCAGCAUUGUUCCUUUGGAGACAGAGGGGGGCGGGGCCCUGAGUCCCUGCUCCAGUCCUCCGGUCUCCCCCUGUCCCCGACUGGAGGACGAGGACUCGCUGUCCCCUCUGUUCCAGCUGUCUCUGUCCGAGGACUCAGGGGGCUCGCCUGCCCCCAGCCUGGGACACACCAAAAAACGUCUGAAGCAGUGUGCCUUCUGUUACCGCGGUGAAGAGCCACCCCUGGGCCAGGGCCGACUGGUGGUGUUUGGCCCGACGCCCGGCUACAUCCCGCUCCACAUCCUCAACCGCCGCGCCUCCUCCGACCGGGACAAUGACUGCCAUGACCACUGCUACCGCGGCGACCAGGCCCCGCCCAUGUGCAGCAGUCCAGAGCAGUGUGAGGAGGAGUCUUCCUCAGAGUUUGUGGAGCAGCUCGGACCCGUUGGCCUUCCACAUGACAUCAACGUCCAAUCACUGUUCGACCCCACAGGUCAGUGCUGUGCUCACCUGCAGUGUGCAGCCUGGUCAGAGGGGGUAUGUCGCGGCGAGGGCCAAUCACUGCUCUAUGUGGACAAAGCCAUCGACUCAGGAAGCACGCAGGUGUGUGUGUUCUGCCGUCGGCUCGGAGCCUCGCUGCGUUGCCGGGAGACGGGCUGUAGGCAAAGCUUCCAUUUCCCCUGUGCUGCUGCGGCUGGAGCUUACCAGGACUGGACCAAGAAACACACACUGUGUACAAGACACACACACACAGCGUCCUCACAGUGUGUGUUGUGUUCGAGUGGCGAUGAUGUCGGUGGUCUGUUGAUGUGUUGUUGCUGUGGUGACCGCUACCAUGGCAGCUGCCUGAACCCCCCCCUGGCCCCCUCCCCCCUAUGCCGGGCUGGCUGGCAGUGUCCUCAGUGUCGAGUGUGUCAGAGCUGCAGGUUGCGAGGGGAUGAUGGCGCGUUGCUGGUGUGUGAACGCUGUGAUAAAGCCUACCACACACACUGUCUCACACCACCUCUGGAUCACACACCGAGCACCGGCUGGAGCUGCAAGAACUGCAGAAUCUGCCGCCGCUGUGGUGUGAGGUCAUCAGGCCAGUGGGCCAAUCACCUGUUUCUGUGCAAGUCAUGUGACCCGGCCCUGCCCUGCCCUCUCUGUGACCAUGCCCCCGACCUCUACACACCACAGGACUAUCUGACCUGUAUCUGCUGCUAUAGGUGUGUCCAUACAGAGUGUAUUGUCCAGGCUGGGGAGGGCAGGGCAGGGUCUGAAGAUUACAUCUGCUCCAUCUGCAGGCCUCAGAAGGAGGAGCCAAUCCCACACACUCCACUCGCACGCAGUCCUGCCCCGGUCCCUCAACUAAGUCCCACACAGGCACCACCCAUAAGCGUUUCACAGCCACCAAUUCCAGGUCUCACAGAGGCUCCACCCAUCAGUCCAACGGCUCAUAGCCCAGUCCACUUCAUCCGCUCAGAGCCAGCCCAUAGUCCUACCAAAACCCCCUGUACGCCAUCGCAACAAAGUCUGGCUCCAUCUCAUGUUGAACCCACAGGGCUCCAACAUAGUCCUGCGCCACCCUGCCCUGAACCUACAGAGCUCCAACAUAGUCCUAUGCCAUCCCUCCCUGAACCCACAGAACCCCAACAUAGUCCUGCGCCAUCCCACCCUGAACCCACAGAACCCCAACAUAGUCCUGCACCAACCCACCCUGAACCCACAGAGCUCCAACAUAGCCCUCCACCAUCUCACUCUGAACCCACAGAGCUCCAACACAGUCCUGCACCAUCCCACCCUGAACCCACAGAGCCCCAACAUAGUCCUGUGCCAUCCCACCCUGAACCCACAGAGCUCCAACAUAGUCCUGCGGCAUCUCAUUCUGAACCCGCAGAGCUCCAACGUAGUCCUUCACCAUCUCGUUCUGAACCCACAGGGCUCCAACAUAGUCCUGUGCCAUCUCACCCAGAACCCACAGAGCUCCAACAUAGUCCUGAGCCACCUCACUCUGAACCCACAGAGUUCCAAUAUAGUCUUGAGCCAUCCCACCCUGAACCCACAGAGCUCCAACAUGGUCCUGCGCCAUCUCACUCUGAACCUGCAGAGCUCCAGCAUAGUCCUGCGUCAUCCCACUCUGAACCCACAGAGCUCCAACAUAGUCCUGCCCCGUCACAUUCUGAACCCACAGAGCUCCAACAUAGUCCUGCACCAUCCUGCUCUGAACCCACAGAGAUCCAACGUAGUCCUGCGCCAGCUCACUCAGAACCCACAGAGCUCCAACAUAGUCCUGCGCUAUCCCACCCUGAACCCACAGUGGUUCAGCAUAGUCUUUCGCCAUCCCACCCUGAACCCACAGAGCUCCAACAUAGUCCUGCAUCAUCCCACUCUGUACCCACAGAGCUCCAACACAGUCCUGCGCCAUCUCGUCCUGAACCCACAGAGCUCCAUUAUAGUCCUGCAUCAUCCCACCCUGAACCCACAGAGCUCCAGCAUAGUCCUGCAUCAUCCCACCCUGAACCCACAGAGCUCCAGCAUAGUCCUGCACCAUCCCGCCCUGAACCCACAGAGCUCCAACAUAGUCCUGCACUGUCCUGCCCUGAACCCAAAGAGGACCAACAAUGUCUUGCGCCAUUGCAUCCUGAACCCACAGAGCUCCAACACAGUCCUGCACCAUCUUACCCUGAAUCCAAAGAGCUCCAGCGUAUUCCUGAGCCAUCCCACCCUGAACCCACAGAGCUCCAACAUACUCUUGCAGCAUCCCACCCUGAAUCAACAGAGCUCCAACCUAGUCCUGCGCCAUCCCACCCUGAACCCACAGAGCCCCAAUAUAGUCAUGUGCCAUCCAGCCUUGAACCCACAGAGCUCCAACACAGUCCUGCACCAUCCCGCCCUGAACCCACAGAGGACCAACAAAGUCUUGCGCCAUCUCAUUCUGAACCCACAGAGCUCCAACAUAGUCCUGCACCAUCCCGCCUUGAACCCACAGAGCUCCAACAAAGUCUUGCACCAUCUUACCCUUAUUCCCCAGGGCAACAAGAAAUUUCUACACCAUCUCGUGCUAAUGGAAAAGAGCUCCAGCAAAGUCCACCACCAUCUCAUCUCAGUCCCACAGAGCUCCUUCAAAGUUCACUACAAUCUUACUCUGGUCUAACAGAGUUCCUUCCAUCAGUUAGCCCUAAUCUCACAGAGCACCAGGAGAGCCACACCCUAUCUCAAGUUAGUCCAGCAGUGUUUCAACAAAGCCCCACCGGUGUGACUCCCUUGCAGGCUCAGAAGACUCAGCUCAAUUUUACUUCUUCCAGCUCUACCAAGAAUUCCACACAGGAUCAGCUUUUGGCCACAGAAUCUCAGCAGAGUCCAACACAGGGUAGUCCCAUGUCUUGUAGCCAUGCACAUUCUCCGCACAGCCCACCACCACAGACACCAUCCCAAGUAGGGCUUAGUCCUACCCAGGUUCAGCUAGGGCCUGCAGAGCCUGAGCAAAGCCCUUCACCACACAGUCAGGUGCAAGACAACUCUACACAGACACUGUUUGAUCGACCAUGUGGUCCUACAAACAUCAUCAUCGUACAGCCUCAGCACAGUCCUACGCCACAUAGUUCUGCACAAGUUGGCACAUCACCUCCACAGAGUCCCACACAGGAUGCUGAACAUACACUGGACCAGGAGAGCCCUGGAUCAAGCAGCCCUGCUGAGCUGCAAUGUGCGCCUGCACAGGACAUUUCUACACUGGACCAGGAACUCUCAACAGUCUGCCGUAGGCCCACCAAGACAGCAAGGAGACAUGCCUUACCAAGGCCCUUUUCAGCUCCAUGUAGCCCAUCACCAUCCUCACUCAGAGCCACACAGUGUAGUCUGUCACAGCCUGCUAGCCCAGUACAGGCUCACUCUACACAGCCUUUUAGGCCUUUGCAGCUAAGCUUACUUCCUUCUCAGCUUGCUGCUCAGUCAAGAGUCACAAAGGAAUGCACGCAAACCAGUACUACAGAGCUGACAUCUUUGGAGCAUAGCCCAGUGAAGCUGAUUCCUAACCUUGAUGGCCAAACACUGGAAAGUAGCCCUACCCCUCUUAGCCCCACACCUGACCUAUCCACAGUGCCCCCUGAUAGCCAUGGCACAGAUGGCAAACUCCCAAACCAGUGUGGUCCUGUUCAGAGUAGCGUGCUUAGUCCUGACCACUCUAGCCCCCAUCACGGUCCUGCCAUGUCCACACCAGAAAGCCUUGUUCACCUUAGCACUUCAAUGGAACACAGUAGCCUAACUUGCUCACCUUGUGCUGAUGAAAUGGAGGAAAUUCCCCUCCCAGCUAGCUACAGUCAUCAGAGUCCUUCUUGUGACAGCCCAUCACGCUGCACAGAAGCUAUUGAAGGUAAAACCAGCCCCAUACAUAUCCAAAAUAGCUCAGCUAGUGCUAGCCCCAAACAUGCCAGUCGGAUGCCUAUGAGCCCUGCCAGCUCUAUUCAGGCCUGUUCUAGCCCUAUGGCAGUGGAGACUAUCCCUGCCCACGUAAGCCCUGUAGCUGCAGAGACUAGCCUCUCAACACAACCACCUAGCCCUGUAACGCUACCAGCGCAACCGAUUGGCCCCUUGGCACUACCUGUCAGAUUCGCAAAGCAACCAGCUAGCCCACCAGCAGUACUGGCUAGAUCUGUCCAUCCCAUCUCAUGUCAGGAUGAAGAGAUGGAGACACAAGUCAACCACCACAGUCAUUUAAUUCACUCAGAAACUAGUCCUGGCCACCCAACCCCUAUUCUGGACAAUAGAAUUCAUAGAAGCCCUACUCAUGUUAGCACAGUCCACACAGAAAAUAACAGUGGGUACAGUCCGAUGGGCUCCAUGCAUGUUCCAGAGAGAACCAGUACCGCUGUUUGUAGUUUUGUAGAGACUCAGGCAAGUCCCACACUUCCUGGUCAGUCUGAUCCCUCACAUGUCCCGACCACCUGCAAUUCUUCUCCAUCUGCAGUCCAGACGGGCCCCCUGCCAUCUCCAACUAGCUUUAGUCCUCCACACUGUCGGUCAGCUGAUACUAGCCCAGCUAGUAGCUCUGUCAGCCACAGUCUGAGCCAUAGUGGCCAGACAAAUUCCCCGUCUGCUAGCAUAACUGAUGUCAGCCACAGUCCACCUAGGUCUAGUCCUGCUGGUCAAGCUAGUCCUGUUCACAAACAAAGCACCUCUUGUAGUGCCCACUCAGGCCCAGUCCAAAGACAGACUCCCUCAUUAGCUAGCAUGGCAUACAGUAGCCCUGCACAUUCUGCUGUUGCUUGUGUUAGCCCACCUUACAGUCCAGCUCAGGCCAGUGAAGAGUAUCGUAGCCCCAGAGGUAGCCCCCAUUAUACCCCAGCUUCAGACACUGGAACCAGUUCUGGCCUAACUGUGGCACAGCUAAGCCCCACUUUGGCUAGUUCAAGACUUGAUGUGGACAUGGGGGCCAGUUCCAUAAUCCGGUGCUGUGUUCUUCCCACUGUGGUUCAACUCAAUUCUGGUCUUGUUAAACCCACAGACAGUAUUAGGCAGACAAGCCCAGCACCUGCCAGUUCCCAGUCAUAUGACUCACCUGCUGUUAGUCCAAACCAGGCUAGUCUGAUCCAGGGUAGCCAGUCCCCAGCUAGUCCUCUCCCUACCCCCAAAAGGUCUGUUGUUGAAAGCCAAGAAAACACUGCAUCGGCAAGCCCCUUGUAUCAAAGACCAGCGACCCCUGUUGAUGCUACUUCCACUUUGGCUAGUCAGAGCCAUGCUAGUCUUGUCCAUUCUAGUCCCACUCAGGAUAACACUGUGAUGCCUAGUACUAGCCACAUUAGUAAAAUACCCGCUAGUUCCCCACUCUCUGCCCCCUCACAGAGUAGCCCUCCUCAUGCUCCACAAGCUCAAGCUAGUUCUGUGCACAGUAGCCCAGUUGCUGGUCCUGUUUGCAGCCCCCUGCAAUCAGGUGAUACGCAAGUUAAUCCUAGACCUACCAGCUCUAUGCAGCCAGAGGCUAGUCCCAGUCCUGGACCCGAUAGACCUUUUAGUUGUGAGGCUAGCCCUGGUCCUGGUUCAGUUAGACCUGUUCUUGCCAUCCCUGGGCAGUCUGAAACCAGCCCAAGUUUUGGUCCUACAAGCCCUGUGCAGCCUGAUGCUGGUCCUGGUCCUGGAUGCCACUCUGUUUCCAGUCCUCAGCAACACACGACAGAAACGGAGUCUGCAGCGACAGUGGACAUCAACAUGGAGGAGGAGCAGAAGGAGAAGACUGAAGAGAAGGAAGAGGAGGAGAUGCUGAGAGUAGUUCCACAGCAGGAGGACCCUCACCGGACAGUAAAGGAGAGUCCAGAAGAAGAAGAGUCUGUUGAGAGAACGGAGAGAGGAGGAGAACAGGAGCAGGAAGAGGAGGAGGAGGAGGAUCGGCACAGCAGCUCAAACUGUCCUCCUGCAGGGUCUGUCCUGACCGCCUCCCCCCUCCUCCCACAGCCAGCUCCUCCCUCCCCACAACCCACUGCACCAUACUCUGCCUUACAGCCCUCCUGCUCUCCCUCAUCCUCACCUCCUGCCCCCACCCUUUCCUCACCACCAUCUCCUCCUCCUGCCAGAGCUGGCUCUCUGGAGGUGUCUCCUCACAGGACUGCCUUACUCCCCUACACCCUGUCUCCUCCCUCCCCUCCCCUGGAGGACCGCCCCCUGGAAGACAAACCUACCAAUCAAGUGGAAGCUGUGACUGGGGAGGCGGAGCAAGAGGACAAUUCGGUUCCCUGUCAUGUGGCAUCAGUAAAAGAUGACAGCCAAUCACAGAGCCAGUUUGAGCCUGUUGCUGCGGCAACAGAACCCACCAAAGAUAAGAACCAAUCACAUGCUGAGCCUUCAGAGAGAAAAGAAGAGGAGGAGGAGCCUCCUGAACCAGUGGAGUCUAUAGCAACAGACAUGGUAGCCACUCCUGAGGUAGUUGCUGGGCAACAGCCAAUGAGGGAGAGGCAGGAUGCAGAGGACGAGGAAGAGAGGGAGGAGCAGGGAAAGGGUGUGACUGGUAAGAUGGAUGAAGAGGAGGUGGAGGAGGCAAGGGAGGGUGCUGAGCAGGACCAAUCGGAUGUGGAGGAGGAGGAGCCGGUGAGCCCUGUGCUGGAACUGGACCCCUCUUUGGACAUGGAGGUGAUGGCGCUGAUGACCUCCUCCUCACCUGCCCCCUCUCUCCUGCACCUCCCCUCCCCGAGCCCUCCUCCUGCCUCCCGAAGGGGCAUGGGUCGGACUCUAAGGCCUCCUCCCUGCUCCUCCAGGCCCUUGGACGACCUCGCCAUCCGUCUGAGGCAGUCCCCCUUCUCCACCGAGGCCUCCCCUGAGACCUCCCCCGCCAGAGCUCCUGUCACCCCGCCUCCCCUUUCCCCACCCUCACCUCCUCUCCGCUACUCCCCCUCGGCCAGCGAGUCUCCACCUCUUUCAAAGCCUCAGGCUCCUCCCAUCACUGUGCUCCCCCUGACUCCUAAAAUCGGCAUGGGGAAGCCGGCCAUCUCCAAGAGGAAGUUCUCCCCGGGCAGAGCCAGGGUCAAACAGGGUUCGUGGUGGAGUAAUCGCAGGGCGGUGAGCCCCCCCUCAUCCUCCCAGGAUUCCAUGGGGGAGGGAGGGUGGGACAGCCCUAAGCCCCGUCCACCGGACUCCCCCCUCUGGAGCAUGAGAGUGGGUCGUGGUUCAGGGUUUCCAGGCAGGAGGAGGUCCAGAGGAGGAGGUAUUGGAGGAGGCAGAGGAGGCAGAGGAAGGAGCCGGCUGAAAACCCAGGACUGCCUGACUGUGUCACCUGGAAGUGUGUAUGUGGAGCCGUUCCAGCCGAAGGAGGAGGAGGAGAACUCGAUGCACAACACAGUGGUGAUGUUCUCCACCUCCGACCACUUCACCCUCAAGCAGGACAUGUGUGUGGUGUGUGGCAGUUUUGGUCAGGGGGCUGAAGGCAGACUGUUGGCCUGUUCUCAGUGUGGACAGUGUUACCAUCCCUACUGUGUCAACGUCAAGAUUACAAGGGUCAUCCUGACCAAAGGGUGGCGCUGUCUGGAGUGUACUGUGUGUGAGGCGUGUGGCGAGGCCAGCGACCCUGGGCGACUGUUGCUAUGCGACGACUGUGACAUCAGCUACCACACCUACUGCCUGGACCCGCCCCUUCAUACAGUCCCUAAAGGAGCCUGGAAGUGCAAGUGGUGUGUGUGGUGUGUCCAGUGUGGCUCCACCUCCCCCGGGCUGCACUCUGAUUGGCAGAAUAACUACAGUCGCUGUGGACCGUGUGCCAGUCUGAGCUGCUGUCCUCUCUGUCAGAGACAGUACACACAGGACGAACUGAUACUGCAGUGUCAGCAGUGUGACAGGUGGGUCCACGCUGUGUGUCAGGGUCUGAACACUGAAGAUGAGGUGGAGGUUGCUGCUGACGAAGGCUUCGACUGCUCGCUGUGUCGAACACACGGCCGCAGCUCCUACGGUCGGUCUGACAGUUUUGAUUCUCCUUACAUGGCUCAGAUCAUCUCCAGGAUCAGAGAACCCGAGACAAAGACGUACACUCAGGAUGGAGUGUGUCUGACGGAGUCGGGACUCUCUCACCUGCAGUCUCUGGUUGAACCUCUGACGUCACCGCGCAGGUACCGCAGGUGUAAGCCCAAACUGAAGCUGAGGAUCAUCAACCAGAACAGUGUGUCUGUCCUGCAGACUCCACCCGACCCUGACCCCCCCACUGAGCAGGACCCGUGCAGAGGUGACGUGGAGAGUGAGAUGAAAUCUGACUCCAGCCCUGAGCGAGACCACGCCCAUGACGAUGAUGUUACCAAGGAGCCUGAGGUUACCGAUGGCAACAAGAAGAGGAAAAGGAAACCCUACAGGCCUGGUAUCGGGGGGUUCAUGGUGCGGCAGCGUGGAGGGAGAGCUGGUCCGAGCAGAAUUAAACUGUGCAGGAAAGAUUCAUCAGAGAUGCUGCCGGGUCGAGACGAAGAGGUUUCCAUGGAGACGGUGCCCCCUGCCGACCAGACGACGGAGAAGGUGAAGAAGAGGUACAGGAAGAAGAAGACGAAGCUGGAGGAGGAGUUCCCUUCCUAUCUCCAGGAGGCGUUUUUUGGUCGGGAUCUUCUGGACCGAAGCCGACAGGUGGACAGAAAGCCAGGGCCAGAGAGACCAGGUGCCAGCCAAUCAGGAGCCGCGACAGGUGACGUGAAAGGCCGCGCCCCCUCACGCCUGCCACUCGGCGCCAUGGCAACCAAUGCCAUCAAGAAGCAGGGAACACUGCCCAUGUCGGAGGACGCUCUGUUGGAUCUGUCUGAUGUUCUCAACACUGAUCCUCACAUACUGGCCACAGGACACACAGGUCAGAGUCAGGUGGAGCACUCCCUCUCUCCGUUUGCCGGUCUUGACAUCAGCUCCAUGGCGGACGACCUGACAGGAAGUGGUGGGCGUGGCCAGAGGGUGGUGCAGGAGGAACCUCUGGACGCCAUAUUGAGUCCUGAGCUUGACAAGAUGGUCACUGACGGUGCCAUCCUCAGCAAACUGUACAAGAUCCCAGAGCUGGAGGGGAAAGAUGUGGAGGAGGUGUUCACUGCUGUUCUCAGUCCAAGCAGCAGCAACAACCAACAGCCAGAGCAGAGCCAACAAACACACACUGCUGCUGCGAGCAAGACACACACACACAAUGCAGCAGCCACCGUGUUUCCUCGUCUUCCGCUGAUGAACGGCCUGAUGGGAGCUGCUCCUCACUUUCCUAACACUCCCAUGAUGCCCAGCGGCACCCAGAGUCCUGCAGGCUUCAGGAUGCCCCCUCCUGAGAGCCCCACCCCUGCUCCGCUGCAAGGCACCGCCCUGGGGUUGGGCUCAGCCAAUCGGGCGCCAGCGGGAGAGGGCGAGCAGGACGUGAUGUCGACAGCUCAGAGGGGCAUGUUGAAGUGGGAGAAAGAAGAAACUCUGGGAGAGAUGGCCACGGUUGCUCCUGUCCUCUACUGUAACACCAACUUCCCCCAGCUGAGAGAGCAGUACCCUGACUGGUCCACCAGAGUGAAGCAGAUCGCCAAGCUGUGGAGGAAGGCCAGCUCUCAGGACAGAGCUCCAUUCGUGCAAAAAGCUCGAGAUAACCGGGCGGCUCAGCGCAUCAACAAGGUGCAGCUGUCCAACGACCCGCUCAAACGCCACCAACCCCAGCAGCAGCCGCUACCACUGCCACUACCACUACCGCCGCCGCCGGGACCUUAUGACCCCAUUUCCAUGGAGACGGAGGGGGCGUUUAAGGAUCCGCUGAGACCCAAAGAGUCAGAACAGGAGCAGGAGUGGAAGUUAAGACAGGAAGAGGUAAAUGACAGAUGGGGAGCCGGUAAGAAGAGGCAGGAAAAUCUCCCCCAAAGCAGAGCCCUAAAAUCACCAACAGAUAAAGAUUGUCCCUACCAGGCAUCUGUAGCAGGAGGUGGCAGAGAGGCUCUGAUGAUGCGUCAGAAGAGUAAGCAGCUGGCGAAGAUGGAGGCGACUCAGAAGUUGGAGCAGGUGAAGAUUGAGCAGCUGCAGCAGCAGAGGCAGCAGCAGCUGGUUGGUCGUCUGUCCCCGGAGGCCGGCAGCAGGAGUCCCAUCACCUCCUCCCAAGGCAGCACCUCCCCCCUCCAUCCACCGCUGUCCAGACAGCACCUCCUCCUCGCCGACGAUGUCUUCCUUAGACCGCAAGCCCCUCCCCCCUCUGGUUUCUCCUCACUUCCUCACUCCCCCCUCCCAUCCUCCCCUCUCCACCAGCCCCCAUCCUCCCCUCAGAUGUUCUCCCCGCCCUCCUCCCGCCCCUCCUCGCCCUGGGACCCCUACAGUAAAGUAGCAGGGACCCCUCGCCCCACCUCCUCCCAGGCCACCGGCCCCCCAGCCCCCCAGCAGCAGCGUCACAACUCCCUCAGCGCCUCCCCGGCCCACGAUGCCUUUGGCUCCCCUGCACCAUCCCCCGACUCUAAAACCUCCGACGUCCCUCGGACCCUUGGACCCCAACCAGGCCUGCAGCAGAGCAGGGCAGGUAUGAUGAGCCCCUCCUCCGGCUCGGCCCCCGACCUCUCCUCCAGACAUGUGGGUAUCCGAGCAGCAGAAACGUACCAGAGGACUCCAUAUAACGGCAGUAACAUACGUGUACCGGUGUCUGAAUCGUACGGUCGGGCUGGUGAACUGGUCCAGGGUGGGUUGUUUAAAGCCCCCAUGCCCCCCCAGCACCAGCCUCAGCAGGAGGUGUUUGGCAGCUCAGGAGGCGGAGGAGGACGGAGGGACCCGUCCAGACCCACAGACCUAGGCUUCACCCUUCUCCAGUCUCAGGACCCUCCCUUCCCCUCCAGUCCACUGACAGGACUGGGUUCCCCCCACCGCAGUCCCUACGCCCAGACGCCUGGCACCCCCAGACCUGACUACAGCCAGCAAAUCACUGACCCCUUCACCCAGCACUCACCUUUGACCUCCCGGCCCUCGCCUGACCCCUACGCCAACCCUCAGACUCCCGGUACACCUCGCCCCCACUCUGACCCUGCUUACCUCGCAACACCGCCUACACUGAGACUGGACCCGUACAACCAGCAGUCUGCCAACCGCCGGCCAUCCCCCUCUCACCCAAACCUCGACCCCUACGCCUCCAACCCCGGGACACCACGCCCCUCUGUCACAGAGCGCUUCCCUCGAUCGCCAGGGAGUCAGCGGAGCAACGACCCCUACGCUCAACCCGCUGGGACGCCACGACCCACCUCUGAUCCCUACGCCCAGCAGCCCUCCACGCCACGGCCCCAGAAGGCCCCAGAGCCCUUCAGUCAGAACCCAGUGGAGAGCUUCACUCCUCAGCCUGCAGGAUCCACCUCAUCGCCUUCAGUUCCAGGAUUGUCUGGAGAGACGGUGUCCUUCACCUCUGCACACCACCAGUUGCAGCAGUCUCCCGGAAGACAACAACAACAGCAGCAGCAGCAGGAGUCAUUUCCCAGAACCUCCAGCAGCCAGACACCAAAGCACGCUGGGAUGGCAGAGGACAGCAACUUCCUGGCAGGUCAGACUCCUGGUAACGACACCAUCGAGCAGGGCCAUGUUACAUUAGGCCCCUUACAAACGGACAAGACAACAACCAAUGAAAUGGCAGCACUGGCCCAGGCUUCUUUAGAGGGACCAAUGAGCAUGCUGCCUCAGAUUGGUGACUCAGAGGAGAAGCUGAGACAGCGUCAGCGGCUCCGGCAGCUCAUUCUGAGGCAGCAGCAGCAAAAGAGUGCUCUACGGCAGGAGAAAGGUCUGCAGGAAGCAGCCUCUGGAACCUCUGCUGCUCCACCUGCACCCUCCCCUGGUCCUGCCACACCACGACACUGGUCUCAGGUGGACUCAUCCACUGCUUCUCCAACAGACCCGUUUGGACGUCCCCCACCCCCUUACCCUGGCACGAGGCCUAGUGGGGCAGUGGGGGCCCCAGCCCCCAGGUUCCCUGGAGGUUUCCCAGGGGAGCAGCAGAGGGGCUUCACCCCCAGUGAGCCUCCUUUCCCCAGGCAGAGCCUCCCCAGAGAGCUGGGCGUUCGAGGACCGUUGCUGAGGUUUGGUGUUCCUCCAGGAGCUCCAGCAGGUUUCCAGGACUCCUUCUUGCGUCCUCCCCAGGGAUCUGUGCCUGGUUCUGGACUGAGUUUGGUGGAAGGUGUCCCAGUCCAGAUGAGGAGGCCGAUGCCUGGGGAGUUCACAGGCAUCCGACCCCUCCCAGCUCCAGGCGCUCCCCCACACAUGAUGCCGGGUGUCCCCCAGCCCUUCCUUCCACGCUCCCUCCCCCUCCAGCAGCACAGCAUCAUGGGACAGCCCUACAUCGAGCUUCGACACCGCACCCCGGAAAACCGCCUGAGGCUGUCCUUCUCUGUGCCUGCCGCCCCCGACCCCGAGGCCCCGCUGCUGCAGCCCAGAGACCCCCAGGCGCCUGCGACCAGGCCCGCUCAGACGCCACUGGGCCAGCAGACGAUGCUGGACCAGUUGAACCAGCAGCAGCACCUCGGCCACGCAACAGCAGCACUGACUCAGAGCGGUGAUGCAACACUCCCGGGGGCUGAUGGGAUGGAGGAGCACCUGGAGGGAGAGGACUCAGCCGUGAAGGACCUGGAGGAUGUGGAGGUGAAAGAUCUGGUUGACCUCAACCUGAACCUCGACCCUGAAGACGGUAAGGAGGACCUGGAUCUGGGUCCUAACGACCUCCACCUCGAAGACCUCCUGCUGUCGGGGAAGUUCGACCUGAUCGCCUACGCUGACCCUGAGCUCAAUCUGGAAGACAAGAAGGACAUGUUCAACGAGGAGCUGGACCUGGGGGAGCCUGCGGUGGAGAAGGACAGGGGAGAAAGGAGGGAUGGAGCCAGUGGGUCCAGAAAGACCGAUAGCUACAGCCAGUGCAAACAGGAAGUGCAGGACAGCGUCAAGACAGAAGCCAGUGAAGUCCCUUCUACAACCCAGAACCCUGCUCCACAGCUUGGGGUUGUCACCACCAGCAGACCCCCCAGACCUCCAGGAGCUCCAGGAGCUGAGGCAACAGGCUCUAGCCAGACCUCAGUCCCUGCCUCCCUCCAGAAGGGGGAGGACUCUGGUUCUGGUUCAGGGGCCUUGCCGGCUCUCCAGACCCAGGAACAGGCUCCGUCAUCAGGCAUGGCUCCCAGAGCUCAUCCCCCCAUGACUGGAGAUCAACAGUUGGUCUUCCAGCAGCAGCAGAGACCAUUUGGACCCUCCCCCUCGGCUCUCUUCACCCCCCACCCUCAAGGCGUCCCUGUGUCUCCCCACCCCAGUCUGGCUCCCCAGGGAGCCCCUGCCCCGCCUCACCCACUGUCCCUACAACCCCCCCAGCCUCGUCUCCUCCUCAACCCCCAGACCCAGAGCCAGGCUGUGUUCCCAAAGAACCAGGACCAGGACCAGAACCAUCACAGGCCUCUUCUCCUGGAGGAGCAACCGCUCCUCCUGCAGGACCUCCUAGACCAGGAGCGCCAGGAGCAGCAGCAGCAGAAACAGAUGCAGGCCCUGAUCAGACAAAGGUCCACGACAGACACUGUGUUACCCAACAUAGCAGACUUUGACUCCAUCUCUGAUCCCAUCAUGAAGGCCAAGAUGGUGGCUCUAAAGGGCAUCAACAAGGUCAUGACCCAGGGCAGCCUGGGACUCAACCCCAUGGUCAUCAACAGGUUCCAGCAGGCUCCUGUGGUCCCAGGUCCAGAGGGGACCCCUCAGCCUCCACACCUGGCGGGACAAGACGCAAAGUUGAACCCCCAGUUGGUGCGACCCAACCCCCCCAGCUUUGGCCCGGGCUUUGUCAAUGAGUCCCAGCGGCGUCAGUAAGAGGAGUGGUUGGGGGAGACGCAGCAGCUCCUGCAGAUGCAGCAGCGCCUCCUGGAGGACCAGAUCGCUGCUCACCGCAAGACCAAGAAAUCUCUGUCGGCCAAACAGAGAACGGCUAAGAAGGCCGGCCGAGCGCUCGCCGAGGAGGACGCCGCCCAGCUCCGCAACAUCACGGAGCAGCAGGGAGCGGUCCAGAAACAGCUGGAGCAGAUCCGGAAGCAGCAGAAGGAUCAUGCCGAGCUGAUCGAGGACUACAGGACCAAGCAGCAGCAGCAGAGAGCAGCUGCAGGAGCGCCCCUCCUCCCUCAACCCAUGGUGUCAAUGCAGUCCCACCCGGGCGGCCCCACCCCGGCCCGUAUCCCAAACGCCCCCCUUGGUUGGACCCCAGGGAGCGGGGCCCCAGCGGGGGUGAUGGGGCAGAGGAUGCCACUUCAUCUGCCCCCUCAGAUGCCUCCGUCCCUACCUAACGCUCCUCGGGCUGCACUGCACACCCACACCCCUCCUCCCAUGGUGCCUGGCCUCGUUGCUCCGACAGCGGGCUUCACUGCGGGCCCCCAGGGCCCCAGCACAGGGCCCACUGGAGCAGCAGCGGACGCAGCGGCUGCCCCACCUCAGGUCAAGUUUGACGACAACAACCCGUUCAGCGAAGGUUUCCAGGAGAGGGAGAGGAGGGAGAGGCUGAGAGAGCAGCAGGAGAGGCAGAGAGUUCAGCUCAUGCAUGAGGUGGAGCGUCAUCGUGCCCUGCAGCAGAGGCUGGAACUGGAGCAGCAUGGCCUCCUGGGAGCCUCCAUGGGUCCUGGAGCUGGAGUAGCAGCCAUGGCCUCAUCUGGAGCUCCAUCAGGGGCUCGAGCCGGACAAACUCCUGGACCUGGAGGUCCUGCGGGGUCAGCACCUGCCCAUGGAGAGGAUAGUCUCUCCCAGAUGCCCUUCUUCAGUUCUGAGCUGCCCCAGGACUUCCUCCAGUCCCCCCCAGCCUCCAGACCUCCCCCACAGCAUCAGGGCCAGGCAGCAGCACCAUUCCCCCAGCAGGCAGGCCAUCACCAGGGCUUCGUAGGAGGACCCCUUCACCCUGGAGCUCACCCAGCUUCAGGUCUGCUGCCCGGGGCCGCAGCAGAGCGAGGCAGGGCCUUGCCUGUGGAUGUGGCCCCCUCCAACCUCCAGACCAGGCCAAGGCUGUCGGGCCCCACUGUGCCCGUGGCCCCGGGACAGGUACGGUCUGCUGGGAUCGGAGCGGCAGGAAUGACCCCCUCCCAUGCUGGAGGUCAGGCACAUCGAUUUGGACAAGACUCCUCCUCUUCCUCCCCAUCUUUCUCCUGCUCCUCUUCCGGCGGCCCUUCCUCCCUCAUCCAGCUCUACUCUGACAUCAUCCCCGACAACAAACCAAAGAAGAAAAGGAGCAGGAAGAAGGAAGGAGAUGACCCCGCAGGUGGAGGAGGAGCCAGGACGCCACUGUCCUCACACUCUGAUGACAUCACAGCCCCACCCACUCCGGCUGUGUCAGACACUUCCUGCUCCACGCCCACUCGAGGCAACAUGGAUCAAUCAGAUCUGUGCUUCUCUCUAAGCUCUUCUCUCUCUGGACUGGCUCCGUCAUCAGAGCUGGAAAAACAGCUGUCCGUCAUUUCUGCUGCCCAACAGAGAGGCUCCGCCCUGGGCAUGGAGUGUCAGAGAGGUCAUCUGGAGGUCAAGGAGGAGCGUGAGGAGGGAGGAGCAUGUGGAGGAGGUGUGGUGAAGAUGGAGGAGGGCGGGGGUGAGGGAUUCUCCUCCCCCUCUCAUGUCCACGGGGGAGAUGGGGGCAAGGAGCUGCUCAGACACCUGCUGAAGGACAAGACCUCCCCAGCAACCACGCCAUCACCCACAGGCCAGGCCCCGCCCACUGCUCAGACCCCACCUGCUGCCCGCCGCCAGCUGUCCAAUGAGAGCAUCCGGUCUGAGGAGGAGGAAAGGCCUGGCUCCCAUGGCAACAUGGUGACGAUGGACAGUCCAGGUCCAGAUGUGCUGGACUCGUCCGGCAGGAAGAAAGCGCAGCGCUGUAAAAGACUGGCUCGGCCGGAGAAAGACAGAGCUCCCUCCAAAAACAAGAGGAGGAAGAAAGAGGAGGAGGAGAAGACGCUCCACUCCUCCUCCACCUCCCCCUCUGACCCACUGAUGACACACCUCAGACAGCUGUCGGUGCUGCCUCUCAUGGAGCCGGUUCUCGGGGUGGAUCUGAGUCUGUUCCCCCCGUACGGCAGCUCCUCUCUGGGCAGAGACUCCAGACUGACGGGCUCCUUCGGUAACGCCUGCCUGGACGGAGUCACUGACUACUACUCCCAGCUCAUAUACAAGCAGAAUAACCUCAGCAACCCCCCCACACCUCCAGCCUCCCUGCCCCCCACCCCCCCGCCUGUCGCCAGACAGAAACUGGUCAACGGCUUCGCCACAACGGAGGAGCUGGCGAGGAAGGACAUCACGGAACAGGACGUGAAAGGUGUGAAACAGAAGGGGGAGGGGCUUCUGACUCUGAACCACACUUCCAAAACUGUUGACGUCCCCGCCUCCCUGCCAACGCCACCCCACAACAAUCAGGAAGAGAUCAGGGUCCAGGACACGUGUGGUCGUGACAGCCCGGAUGGUUUCAUCCCGUCCUCCUCUCCAGAGAGCGUGGCAGACAUGGAGGUCAGCAGGUACCCCGACCUGUCCUUCAUCAAACUGGAGCCACCCUCUCCCUGCUCGUCACCUACAAUACCCAUGAUGCCCUGUGCCUGGGGCAAAGGUUCUGCAGUGAAACAGGAAGUGAAGUCGGAGCCCAACCACCAGGGUCCUCCCUCCUGCUCUAACACAGACCUGGUUACCAUAGCGAUAACCCUGAACCCCGUUGCCGCUCAGAACACUGCAGGUGUGAUGGCGGCGGUGGCGGAGCUGCUGCGGGUCCCCGUCCCCAUCGACUACCAGCUGAUUCGACCCGCCGGCCCCGAGCGUAGCUCUCUGGCGCUGCUGGCCGGAGUCCGAGUGCCGCUCACACAGGGUUCAACAGGCAGCAGACAGCAGAGACCUCCACCUCCUCCUGCUGCUGCCAGGCCUCAGUGCUGCAGCUGCUGCAAGGUGCUGCUGGGAAACGGAGUCCGCAUCGUCAAGGAGCUCAAACAGGAGGGUCAGUCCAGACCAGGAUCCAGCUUGGUGUUCUGCAGUCCAAACUGCUCUGCACUCUACACAUCUGACCUGCAGAGCACAACAGCUGGAACCAAGGCUGCAGUCCCCGUCAUGCUGGCCAGCUCUGAUCGUCCUCCUCCCAGCAGAGUGCAGCACCAGUAUACCAGUAACAUGUCCUCCAUCACCGUCCACUCCCUCCUCAACACUCCCUCCUCACAUCCACCCACAUCCUCCUCCUCCUCCCCACCACUUUCUUUCCCCACUGCCUCUGCCAUUACCAUGGAGACCAGGCCUCGCAUGGACAGCCUCAAGGUGAAGGUGAAGCUGAAGCCCCGCCCCCGGGCGGUAUCAGGUGUAGAGGACUUGCUUUUGUCUCGUCAUGGCAAGAGGAUGAAGGGUUGCCGUUGGACACGCUGGAGCUUGAACAUCACACUGAGCAGGGGUCCAUGCAUCCCCAACGAGGCUGUUGCCAUGCCAACAGAAGAGGCAGUGGAUGUGCUGUUGAAAAAGUUGGGGACCUGUCUACGUCCUGAUCCACCACCCAAAGACCAGCGGAGGUGCUGCUUCUGUAACCAACAGGGUGAUGGACGGACAGACGGACCAGCCAGACUGCUUAACUUGGACCUGGACCUGUGGGUCCACCUGAACUGUGCUCUGUGGUCCAGUGAGGUGUACGAGACUCAGGCCGGCGCUCUGAUCAACGUGGAGCUGGCUCUGAGACGAAGUCUGACUCUGCGCUGUGCUCACUGUCAAAAGACCGGAGCCACAAGUGGCUGUAACCGCCUCCGCUGCACCAACACCUACCACUUCACAUGCGCACUGCAGGCCCACUGCACCUUCUUCAAGGAUAAGACCAUGCUCUGUCACCUCCAUAAGCCCAGGACGGUUCCUCUCAGUGGGGACAGGUCCUCCAGCGGCUCCCCCUCCUCCACUCCAGGGCUGCCUUCCGACCCCGCUGCAAUGGCCCUCAGUGACCCGUACGACUGCGAGCUGCGAUGCUUCUCCGUGUUUCGGCGAGUGUUCGUACAGCGGGACGAGGCGCGGCAGAUCGCUGCAGUGGUGCAGCGCGGCGAGCGUCAGCACACCUUCCGAGUCGGCAGCCUUUUGUUCCGCGCUGUCGGCAGGCUCCUCCCUCAGCAAAUGAAGGCCUUCCACAACAAGACUGCCAUCUUCCCCAUCGGUUACCACGCCAACCGCAUCUACUGGAGCAUGCGCCACAGCAACAGACGCUGUAAGUACAUGUGCUGCAUUGAGGAGCAGGAGGGCCAGCCGCUGUUCAAAGUCAAGGUGGUGGAGAAGGGAUACGAUGACCUCAUACUGACCGGACCAACACCCAAAGCUGUGUGGGACCAGAUUCUGGAACCAGUAUCACAGAUGAGAUCCUCCAGUGGGACUCUGAAACUCUUCCCAGUUUACCUGAAAGGAGAAGAUCUGUUUGGUUUGACCACGUCUGCAGUGACCAGGAUCAUCGAGUCUCUGCCAGGUGUGGAGACCUGUGAGCGUUACACCUUUCGUUAUGGCAGGAACCCUCUGAUGGAGUGGCCCCUGGCCUUCAACCCGUCUGGCUCGGCCCGCUCUGAACCCAAAGCCUGCCAGGCCAAGAGACCGAACCCGUUGACCAGCAUCGCUCCCAGGUGUCAGGGCUCAGUGGGCUCCAUCGUGGGCCUCGUGCCCGGCGUCAUCUCUCUGUCUCCAGGAGAGUCGGUAGCCGGGGCUCAUCAGGGACGCCACUCCAAGUCGUCCCAGUACCGACGCAUGAAGGCCGAGUGGAAGACCAACGUCUACUUGGCCCGCUCUCGCAUCCAGGGUCUGGGUCUGUACGCUGCCAGAGACAUUGAGAAAUGCACCAUGGUCAUUGAGUACAUUGGUACCAUCAUCAGGAGUGAAGUAGCUAACCGCAAGGAGAGGCUGUACGAGUCUCAGAACCGUGGUGUGUACAUGUUCCGGAUCGACAACGACUAUGUGAUUGACGCCACCAUCACUGGAGGACCGGCCAGGUACAUCAACCACUCGUGUUCUCCCAACUGCAUCACAGAGGUGGUCACUGUGGAGAAGGAGAACAAGAUCAUCAUCAGCUCCUGCAGACGCAUCCAGAGAGGAGAAGAGCUGUCUUACGACUACAAGUUUGACCUGGAGGACGAUCAACAUAAGAUCCCGUGUCACUGUGGAGCCGUCAACUGCCGCAAAUGGAUGAACUGAACACACACACACAGCGCUGUCUCUCUCUCUCUCUGUCUCGGUGCUGGGGCUGGAUGUCGAUCGCCCAUCACCCUGUGGGCGGAGCUACACUUCAUAUCAGAAGUCAAUAUAAUAAUAAAGUGAUCAGAGAUGAUAAUGAUUGGAGGGAGGGGGUGACUGACAGAUAAGGGUCGGGGCUAUGUAGAGAUAUAUAUGUAUAUGUAUGUAUCGGGAGGGCGUGGCUUAAGAUGGUCAGGGAGGGGGCGGGGCUUAUGACGAGGCUGGUCCUCUGUGUGUAUAUUGAGUGUAAAAAUGACCACAGAUGUAAAUGUGAGUGUAAACGCCACUGAAAUAACCGAAUGUCUUCGUCCUCACAGGGAGGGUCAUUAAGUUGCACUAUAAAAACUAUAAAACAAGAAAAACAGACGGAUCAAUUCCCAGAGAAACUUACUUGACUCCUCCUCCUCCUCCUCCUCCUCCUCCUCCCUGCGUUCUGUUAAUUUCCUGUAAAAUAAGAGAUUUUGUUCUUUUUGUAUUUAUUACUGAAUGAAGCUAUUUUCUAAAUCCACGGUGAGUUCGAGGUCGGGAGUCGCAGCGUGUAAAUAUGUGUAUCAUAAGUUUAAAAGAAAACAAAAAGUUUAGAAAUCACUCCACCGAGAGCUACCUUAACAUCCUCAUCCUCACCUUCAUCACCUGCCAAUCAGAGCGUCGUUCUGUUUGAGUUUUGAAUAAAGUUUCACUGUUUCUGUUUCCUGCCCCGGCGCUGGAGGCGGUGCGUUCUGAUUGGACAAAGACUGUGAACAGACUCCCUGAGUGUCGGGCAGGUUUCACCGCGGCCUUCAUCGGACUUUAGUUUGUUUGUUUUUCACCCUGCGUUUUGGCUGCAGGCGUCUGUGUGUGGUGGAGUCCUGCUGCCAUGUACAUAUGAGGUUUUAUCAGGACUCUGCUGAUGUGUACAGUGAGACGAUAUGAAGCCUUGUUUUUGUUUGUUUGUUUUUUUUAUUAUUGGAAGUAAACAAAGUGUGACGAUGAUGAAGAUGAUGAUGUUUUUUGUUUUGGGGAAAAAUGUGGAAUCUGAUUUAGAAUCAUUUACAGAAAAUAAAAUAUUUUACAUCAUGA
This is a messenger RNA of Epinephelus lanceolatus (giant grouper), 21634 nucleotides long. RefSeq names its product histone-lysine N-methyltransferase 2C-like. Gene Ontology annotation, molecular function: histone H3K4 methyltransferase activity; protein binding; transcription coactivator activity. Gene Ontology annotation, biological process: positive regulation of transcription by RNA polymerase II. Gene Ontology annotation, cellular component: MLL3/4 complex; nucleus. NCBI's taxonomy places the organism in Eukaryota, Metazoa, Chordata, Actinopteri, Perciformes, Serranidae. The record is from RefSeq and is a predicted model, not a curated record.